This is a messenger RNA of Lentinula edodes (shiitake mushroom), 648 nucleotides long. RefSeq names its product ETC complex I subunit conserved region-domain-containing protein. The transcript has 2 exons. The record is from RefSeq and is a predicted model, not a curated record. Gene Ontology annotation, biological process: respiratory electron transport chain. NCBI's taxonomy places the organism in Eukaryota, Fungi, Basidiomycota, Agaricomycetes, Agaricales, Omphalotaceae. The coding region runs from base 50 to 439 and encodes 129 amino acids.
CGUGGUUUUCCAUAAAUCAUCACCACCAACUCAUCGAUAUCUUCUACGCAUGUUUCGUCUCACGCGUCCUUUAUUGCAAGUUGCAAAGACUACGACCGGAAUUACUGGUCUUGCUGUGCACCCAAAUCCUAUUCCAACCCUUACCCAGACAUACAAAUCCACCCUCGAAGCUUUAGCUGCUUUACCAUCCACCUCCGCUUACCGACAGGGAACAGAAGCUCUGACACUGAAGAAACUCAGCAUCGUGGAUGCGGCGAAAGGAGACAUUGCAGCUAUAGAGAAGGGGCUAGAUGAAGGACAGAUUGAGGAGUCGCUGUUAAUUGCUUCGGACGAGCUUCAACUUGUUGGUAAAAUGGCUGAAUGGAAGGCGUGGGAGCCUCUAGAAGAGAAACCUGAGCCAGGUCAAUGGGAAUACUUUGGAACAACAACAUCCACAUAGUAUACCGUACUUUGUGACAGAGUAGUGGAUACAAAGCUACAGAGUGUACAUCAAUGCAGCGCGCUAUAUGGCAUUCAAUGAACAAUUUGUCUAACGAAUCCAUAAACGGGCUUGAAAAGGCUUGACUGAGAAAUUGUUGUCGAGAAUCUGUCCGGAAGGAUCGGGUGACCAAUCGGAUCACUCACAAUUAAUCCCGAAUUGCGGAGGUU